Molecule: messenger RNA, 578 nt
Organism: Hydractinia symbiolongicarpus
Lineage: Eukaryota; Metazoa; Cnidaria; Hydrozoa; Anthoathecata; Hydractiniidae
Exons: 2
Coding region: 141-536 (131 amino acids)
Source: RefSeq, a predicted model, not a curated record
AGUACAUUCAAUAUCCUACACAAAGGUAAAUAUUUUCUUAUACUUGCACGAAUUUACAAUGAAAAAAUUAUUAAUGAAGGAACUGUUUAUAUCGUUUUUCUUCAUUUAAUACUUCAGGUAAUAUAAGCAACACAUUGGAAAUGCUGGGAUUGUCGAAUUUAAUUGAACCACCAACUUCUGAAUUUUCACACGAGGGACACGAUUUGGACAAGGACGUAAUUUCCGAUGGCGACAAUGAGAGUGAGGAUGAUGAAUGGCUAGUCAAAUCUCUUGAGAGGGCUGAUAAAAGUGACCCUAAUUAUUCAAUUAGUCAAGAGAUGGAUGAAGGAGAAGACGAAGAACAAGAACAAGAACGUAUUGAACAUCGAAACAUGGAGCCAUGCAAGCAAAAAACUUACUUGGUGUACGAAACAUGUAUCAAAGGGCUGAUUAAGUAUUGCAUAAAGUGUGGUUCCAUCAUAGACAGUGAAAGCAUCAGCAAAGUUAAGAAUACUGGCAGUCAGCUAACGUACAAGAUACAGUGUGUAAAAGGUUAAGUAAAACAUUUAUUGUUCGAUUCUGAAAAAUAGCCUGUAGCU